UGCUGGCUCCCCCUCUGCCUUCAGUCCCAGUCCGUCCCCGCUGUACAGCGCAGGCCCGAAGUAGCGCAGCCGCUCUGAGUAGUUAUUUUGUGGACUGAGCUGUGUAGACCAGGUGGCUGAUGAUGGAGGACCACAUCGUGAACCAGACAGAGCACAUGACCACCAUCGAAGCCAGCGCCGUCAGCCAGGUACAUGUGGCAACCUAUACAGAAUCAUCUAUGAUGAGUGCUGAAGAGGACUCAACAUCCUCACCAGAUGAUGACCCUUAUGAUGACACAGACAUCCUCAAUUCAGCUGGUACUGAUGAGGUCACUGCUCACCUUGCAGCUGCAGGGCCAGUAGGCAUGGCUGCAGCUGCUGCCGUGGCAACCGGGAAGAAAAGAAAAAGGCCUCACAUCUUUGAAUCCAAUCCCUCAAUCCGCAAGAGGCAGCAGACCCGUUUGCUCAGGAAACUGCGUGCUACACUGGAUGAGUACACCACCAGAGUGGGCCAACAGGCCAUAGUGCUGUGUGUCUCCCCCUCUAAACCGAACCCUGUGUUUAAGGUGUUUGGUGCUGCUCCAUUAGAGAAUGUGGUAAGAAAGUAUAAGAACAUGAUGUUAGAGGACCUGGAGAAUGCCCUGGCGGAGCACGCCCCUGCUGGUGGAGAGCUGGCCUCAGAGCUGCCCCCGCUCACCAUCGAUGGCAUCCCCGUCUCGGUGGAUAAAAUGACCCAGGCUCAGCUGCGAGCGUUCAUCCCAGAAAUGCUGAAGUACUCCACGGGCAGAGGGAAGCCUGGCUGGGGCAAAGAGAGCUGCAAGCCAGUGUGGUGGCCCGAGGACAUCCCCUGGGCCAACGUUCGCAGCGAUGUCCGCACCGAGGAUCAGAAACAGAGAGUAUCUUGGACGCAGGCACUGAGGACAAUAGUGAAGAACUGCUACAAGCAGCACGGCCGCGAGGACUUGUUGUAUGCUUUUGAGGACCAGCAAAUAAUUCCAGCAACUGCAACCCAGCACCACCUGACCACUGCGCAGAGUAUAGCUCACCUUGUGCCCUCACAGACCGUCGUUCAGACCGUCAGCAAUCCUGAUGGAACGGUCUCGCUUAUCCAGGUUGGGACAGGACACACAGUUGCAACAUUAGCAGACGCUUCAGAGCUGCCUGGUGUGACUGUGGCACAGGUUAACUACUCAACUGUGACUGAUGGGGAGGUGGAACAGAACUGGGCCACCCUUCAGGGUGGAGAGAUGACAAUCCAAACAACGCAAGCGUCAGAGGCGACGCAGGCCGUAGCAUCACUAGCUGAAGCUGCCGUUGCUGCCAGUCAUGAGCUCCAGCCUGGAGCCACGGUCACUAUGGCUCUCAACAGUGAGGCAGCAGCCCACGCUGUAGCGACGUUGGCCGAGGCUACUCUUCAAGGAGGGGGGCAGAUUGUCCUGGCAGAGACGGCAGCUGCUGUCGGGGCUCUUGCAGGGGUUCAAGAUGCCACAGGUUUGGUCCAGAUCCCAGUCAGCAUGUACCAGACUGUAGUGACCAGCCUCGCCCAGGGCAACCGUCCGGUUCAGGUCGCAAUGGCGCCUGUCGCCACACGCAUAGAUAACACUGUCACACUGGACGGCCAGGCGGUGGAGGUUGUGACCUUGGAGCAGUGACACUAUGGACCUUGGAAGGAGUGGAACGCACUGAACAGCCACCUUGGAGAUUUGUUUUCUCCUCUUUUCCAAGACAACACAUUGUGUACAAUGUUGGAUAUAUUUUUAAACGUAUACAUCUGCAGGGGGAAAUACGUGAUUGAUAAUGCAUUGUGUUUACUAUGUAAAGAUAUUGCUUUUGUUGGUGUUUCUUUUUUUUUUUGUCUUUGGUUAUUUUCAUAUUUUUUAACUGUGAUGUUGAGUGUGUAGUAUUUAUUUCCUUACAAGUAACCCAAGAUGAACCAAAAAGCCUGGGAGUAAAGCCACCUCUGCACCACUCAGACUGUCAAUGUUUUGGAUUUUUGGUGUAAUCACUGCUGGACUAUUCAGUUUUUAGUAUAGACUUAAAUUGGUACUGUAGUCAGAA
Molecule: messenger RNA, 2037 nt
Organism: Nematolebias whitei (Rio pearlfish)
Lineage: Eukaryota; Metazoa; Chordata; Actinopteri; Cyprinodontiformes; Rivulidae
Gene: nrf1
Product: nuclear respiratory factor 1
Exons: 12
Coding region: 120-1631 (503 amino acids)
Biological process (GO): regulation of transcription by RNA polymerase II
Cellular component (GO): nucleus
Molecular function (GO): DNA-binding transcription factor activity, RNA polymerase II-specific; RNA polymerase II cis-regulatory region sequence-specific DNA binding
Source: RefSeq, a predicted model, not a curated record